Aspergillus homomorphus CBS 101889 is the source of this 793-nucleotide messenger RNA. RefSeq names its product kinetochore subunit FTA4 family protein. Gene Ontology annotation, cellular component: Mis6-Sim4 complex. The coding region runs from base 1 to 714 and encodes 237 amino acids. NCBI's taxonomy places the organism in Eukaryota, Fungi, Ascomycota, Eurotiomycetes, Eurotiales, Aspergillaceae. The transcript is spliced from 4 exons. The record is from RefSeq and is a predicted model, not a curated record.
AUGGACUCGACUCGUACCAUUUCCGAGUUGAAGUCGUCCUUCAUCCGGGCGCAAGUGCGGCUUUUGUCUGAAAGCCUCAUACCGCCCGAGGACUGGCGACACUAUGCAUCUGAGGCCACAGAGGAUGAGCUGAGCGAUAAGGUGGUCGGAGAUGCUCUCAAGAAAUUCAAUGCGUCUCUGAAACAGCACAAUCGUAUCGUUUACUCGUCCCAGGCGGUUCAGCAUGUCGCACAGCAAAUCGCAAGCCUUUACUGGUCUUCCGUGAAUCAGGCGAUGCGCGACCGGGGCUCUCUCCUCCAAGGGGUGGAAAAAUCCGUGGACCUGUCCAGUCAUUUGAAUAUCGCACAACUGCCGUUGGAACUGGAGGACCCAAAUGCGAAUGAUGAGGAUCGAGCACGAUACCAGGAACUACGCGAACAACUGGUGUCCUUGGACAGCCUUCGGAAACAGCGACAGCGGCGGUUGAACCAAUUGCGACAGCUACAACGGUUAUUAGAACCCUUCCAAAGUCCACAGGAUAACAUCCAACCGAAUUUGGUGACUCGAGAUGGGGAGUUGGUUCAGGAACUGGAGAAAAUGCGGAUGCUUGUUGCGCGUGUAGGAGGUCGGAUUGAGCAGGGAAAGAAGAAGCUUAACACUGACGGGCAGAGGGCGUCAUCGUAUUCGCUAGGAGGGGAUGAGAAAUUGGAAGCGUUGUUAGAUAUGACAGAGUGAGUUGAGAGGGAGAGAGGGAGCGAGGGAGCGAGAGAGUUCAGUAGAGCCCAUGGAAUAACAAGGGUGUGAAAACAAGAAG